AUGUCUCCCCCAAAUAAAGUCGAGGAGGCUACUGAAAUUGUCGAAGAGGUGCCUAAUGAUCACGAAGGAAAAUGCGACGAGACCAAGUUUGUUAGAAAGCUGGACUUGUAUCUGCUUACUUGGGGCUGCAUAGCGUAUCUGAUUAAAUCUAUUGAUCAAAGCAACUACUCUAAUGCGUAUGUUAGUGGAAUGAAGGAGGAUCUCAAUAUUGUUGGAAAAGAGUAUAACUGGAUUAGCACCUAUUUUAAUAUUGGCUACGCUGUAGGGCUAGUACCCUCUCAGGUGUCAAUGACAAGGAUAAGCACACCUUACUGGUUAAGCUCAUGUGAGUUUAUCUGGGGUAUCCUGACACUGUCGUGUGCUUUUGUCAAGUCGGUUCAUGUUCUAUAUCCACUCCGGUUCCUAAUCGGGCUUUUCGAGAGCAGUGCGUGGCCGGGAAUGAUGACCAUCUUUUACAACUACUAUACAAAAAAAGAGCUAGCUACACGUGCUGCACUGUUUACUGGCUCAUACUAUGCUGGAAGUAUGUUUACGGGAUUUAUGCAGGCUGCUAUCUAUAAAACUUUGAACGGGCACGGAGGUCUUGCAGGAUGGAAAUGGCUAUUUGUGAUUAAUGGUCUGAUGACAGUUGCCAUCGCCUCAGUUGGAUUCUAUAUUGUUCCUGAUUCUCCCCAAAAUGGUGGUGCCAAAUGGAUGACUGCAGAUGAUCUUGCUAUAGCAAACCAGAGAAUGUUCAACAUUGGACGAGAAACUAAACGGCAAUUAAACGUGAAGAAAGUGCUGAAAAUUCCUUUGGAUUACCGUGUCUGGCUGUUCCUUCUGGCAUACGUGCCAGCGGUUUGGACCACCUCUGUUGCGUAUUUCAAUUUAUGGCUUAAAAGUCUCAAAACCGACGAUGGAAGCUUGCGCUAUUCCGUCGAACAACUCAACUUGAUUCCUAUUGCUGGCUCUGCUGUUCAACUGGUCACCAUCGUCACCCUUUCGAAGCUGGCUGAUUUUGCAAACGCUCGAUUCAUUGUGCUUGUGGCCGAAAACAUCACCCAGCUUGUGGGCACCAUCAUCCUGGCUACGCGACCAAAAAGCAUCGGUGUCAAUUACUUUGGCUAUUUUCUUCUUUAUGCUCAAGGAGCGAAUACUCCAAUUCUCAUAUCCUUCUUGCCUGAGAUUUGGGCAACGGCUCCUGAUCUAAGAGCCAUAAUAACAGGUGUCACGGUUGUCAUGGUUUAUGCCAACAAUGCCUGUAUUUACGGGAGCGUGGACAUGUUAACUUUAGUCCGAGUAGGAGACAGUCAAUUCUCCAAGGAUUUGAUUAAUACCUAG
Ogataea polymorpha is the source of this 1320-nucleotide messenger RNA. RefSeq lists its product as uncharacterized. Gene Ontology annotation, cellular component: membrane. Gene Ontology annotation, biological process: transmembrane transport. Lineage: Eukaryota; Fungi; Ascomycota; Pichiomycetes; Pichiales; Pichiaceae. Bases 1 to 1320 code for a protein of 439 amino acids. The record is from RefSeq and is a predicted model, not a curated record. Gene Ontology annotation, molecular function: transmembrane transporter activity. The transcript has 3 exons.